GGGAAACAGGAUGGUAUCGCUUCUCGGCCUUUUGGCUAAGAUCAAGUGUAGUAUCUGUUCUUAUCAGUUUAAUAUCUGAUACGUCCUCUAUCCGAGGACAAUAUAUUAAAUGGAUUUUUGGGAUUAGGAGUUGGAAUAGGAGCUUGCUCCGUCCACUCCACGCAUCGACCUGGUAUUGCAGUACUUCCAGGAACGGUGCACCUCCUUCGGGAGGAACACACGUUGGUCUCUGAAAAGAAAGAUAUAAUGUAUAUUUUAUUUUCGCUUUUUUUUGACGGUGUGAUCAUCAUAUACCGGUAAAACAUUACAUGCUUUAGAGCAGAGGAACAGACUAGGGCUGCCUGGAUCCGAUAUCGUGGUUGAGACAGUAUGCCUUUUACUCCAAAUGUAAAAUGGUCAAGUUACUGUUCAGAUCUCCACAAAUAAGUCUCCAGAUUUCAUUUUUGUAAAAGCAAAACCAGCUGGCGGGGAGGAUAUUUUUACUCUUCAGGUUCUUUAAAGGCCUAGGAGUUCCUCCGGAUCCGACUAGACGCAUGCUGGUGACGCAGGCGCUGCGCCGGAAGUGUGAGCCUUGGGUUCCCGAGCUCCGCUAUGGCGGCUGCGGCUGCACGCUGGAACCAGUGUGGGUUGGCACCGACACUGGCAUCCUGAAAGGAGUGAACCUUCAGCGCAAACAGGCGGCGAACUUCACGGCGUCAGAACAGCCGCGGCGCGAAGAGGCGGUGAGCGCCCUGUGUUGGGGUGCGGGCGGCGAGACACAGAUCCUAGUGGGCUGUGCCGAUGGGACAGUGAAGCGCUUCAGCACAGAGGAAGGCAGGUUCCAGGGCCAGAGGCCAUGUCCUGGAGGGGAGGGCACGUUCCGAGGCCUCGCCCAGGUCGACGGCACCCUCAUCACAUGUGUGGAUUCUGGGAUUCUUCGAGUCUGGCCUGACAAGGACAAGGAGGCAUCCUCUGACCCACUCCUGGAACUGAGGGUGGGCCCUGGGGUAUGUAGGAUGCGUCAAGACCCAGCACGCCCCCACAUCGUUGCCACAGGUGGGAAGGAGAAUGCUCUGAAGGUGUGGGACCUGCAGGGAUCUGAGGAGCCUUUGUUCAGGGCCAAGAACGUACGGAAUGAUUGGCUCGACCUGCGGGUUCCCAUCUGGGACCAGGACAUACAGUUCCUUCCAGAGUCACAGAAGCUCGUCACCUGUACAGGGUACCACCAAGUCCGUGUCUAUGAUCCAGCCUCCCCUCAGCGCAGGCCAGUCCUCGAGGCCACCUACGGAGAGUACCCGCUGACAGCCAUGACCCUCACUCCGGAGGGCAAUUCAGUAAUUGUGGGGAAUACUCAUGGGCAGCUGGCAGAAAUUGACCUUCGGCAAGGGCGCCUGCUGGGCUGUCUAAAGGGACUGGCAGGCAGCGUCCGAGGGUUGCAGUGCCACCCUUCAAAGCCCCUACUAGCCUCCUGUGGUUUGGACAGAGUCUUGAGGAUACACAGAAUCCGGAAUCCACGGGGCCUGGAGCAUAAGGUUUAUCUCAAAUCUCAAUUGAACUGUCUCCUCCUGUCAGGCAGGGAUAACUGGGAGGAUGAACCGCAAGAGCCUCAGGAGCCCAACAAGGUGCCCUCAGAAGACACAGAGACAGAUGAACUUUGGGCGUCCUUGGAGGCAGCUGCCAAGCGGAAGCUCCCCGAUUGGGAGCAGACCCAGGGCGCUCUCCAAGCCAGACGGAGAAAGAAGAAACGGCCUGGGUCCACCAGCUCCUGAAGAGCUUGUGCUCACUUUGUAAAUAAACAGCUUAAAACGUA
Messenger RNA from Bubalus bubalis (water buffalo), 1789 nucleotides. It is a transcript of the gene WDR74, whose product is annotated as WD repeat domain 74. Gene Ontology annotation, molecular function: protein binding. Lineage: Eukaryota; Metazoa; Chordata; Mammalia; Artiodactyla; Bovidae. Gene Ontology annotation, cellular component: nucleolus; preribosome, large subunit precursor. The record is from RefSeq and is a predicted model, not a curated record. Gene Ontology annotation, biological process: ribosomal large subunit biogenesis.